This is a messenger RNA of Procambarus clarkii (red swamp crayfish), 944 nucleotides long. Lineage: Eukaryota; Metazoa; Arthropoda; Malacostraca; Decapoda; Cambaridae. The record is from RefSeq and is a predicted model, not a curated record.
CAGUGCUGGGUGCUGGUCCAGUUGCCUGGGCAUCCUUGGAAGGAGUGUCCUUGCUAGUGCUGGGUGCUUGUCCACUUGCCUGUACAUCCUUAGAAGGUGUGUCCUUGCUAGUGCUGGGUGCUAGUCCAGUGGCCUGGGCAUCCUCGGAAGGUAACACUGCGUCCAGUCUCUGCUCAGCUACCCAGGACGAUAGCAAACACAACUUCUGCCCAUUAAUGAUGGAUAACAACCCAGAGGAAUGUUCAGUGUGUUUUAACAAUUAUGACGACAAUCAGCUACGGCCUCGCACACUGCCGUGCGGCCACACAUUCUGCUCCCAGUGUAUUGACAAUGCUAUCAAGAAUGGUCAGCUGAACUGCCCCAGCUGCCGGGCCCAGCACGCUGCCACAGCUGCUACUCUGUUCCCAAUUAAUUAUGGUAUGGAAGCCCUUAUCAGAAAACUAAAAGGUAUCGAGGUUGCACCAGGGGUAACAGUACCAGCAAAACCCAUUAAAACCCUUGCGAGAGGAAUCAGCAAGAAGUUACGUUCCUUGGUGCAGGAGCAGAAGAGCAUCAUCAGCAGCCUCAUUACUAGCUGUGAAGAGGUACUGUCCCAGCUGGGGGAGUACCGGGGGCAGCUGGGGGACUGGAAGACUCACCACCUCCAGCUCCAGGACAGACUCUAUGCUCUGGUAGAGCAGAACAAGUCAGCAAUGAAGCUCUUGGAACUGGAGGAUACCAGUGUAGUGAAUAUGACAACACAAGGAGAAGAAGGGAAAACUCAGCUGCAGGCCAUGUUGGGGAGCCUCGACACAGUCAACACCCCACAGGAGGUUGACACAACCAUAGACACAGCUGAUGAGUGCAGCAUGAAGGUAGAAGAUUGGCUCCAGAAGUGCCAGAAACUCUUCCCAGAUGUCAAGACUGUCCACACCUCAGUGAAGAACUCUCCAAAUGAAAAAUGA